AUGGCGGCGGCGAUGGCAGUGACUGCUCAAGAUGUGGUGAUGGCAGUGAUGGCGUUGAUGGUUGAGAAGGUGGCCGUGGCGGCAGAGAUGAUGUCAGUGGCGGCGGAGAAUUUGGCAGCAGAGGGGAUUGCGACGGUAGAGAUGGUGGCUGCGGCGAAGAUGGAGGCUAUAGCGGCCCCGCUUACCAGAUCGCCGGCUCGCUUCGCCAACGUCGGCUCGCCGUUUCCGUCCGCAGGAAGAGAAGGUGGUGCCGGAAGGGAAGACGUUGCCGGAUGCCGCAUAUGUCGUCGGUCAACGAAGGAGGAGGGGCCGGACGGCAGCGGUGGCUGCGGCGGCUGGGGAAGGCGCCCUGCUCGAGGAGGGUUGCGACGGUGCCGGGCCGCAGUGCCGGGGCCACGGUGGAGAGGGGAUCGAACAGGGGAUCACAGGAUACUAGCUGAGGUGGCGGGGCGUAACGAGAAGGUGGAGGUGAAGCAGAAGUGGGCCUCGCGGCUGCUGGGCAAGCUGCGCAAGGACAUCACGCAGGAGUGCCGCGAGGACUUCGUGCUCAGCAUCACAGGCAAGAAGCCCGCCAUGUGUCCGAAGUCGGGCCAUAUGCAUACGCAACAUGCUGGUCCUUUAAUUAUCAGUUUCCUGGACUCAUCGAUGGAGUAUAACUCAAUACCGUCGUGUAUGACCACCGGGGACCGAAUCGCGGCCCCGGAUUCGGAAUGCGUGCGGUUUCCCCCGGACGCCUCAGGUGAUCAGUGGGCGUCGCGGCUGCACGACGUGGGCGCGCUGGCUCAUAACGUGGGAGCGCCGCUGAGUCUCGCGAAGGCUGUCAGCAAGCAGCGCCGGGCCACCGCCGCCGCCGCCGUCGGAUACACAUGCGGCGAUCGUGUCGCAGCAUCCGACCCGCUGAUCCACAUCGCAAAUUUGGCCCAGAUCCGCGUACCGCUGGAUGCUCUCUACUUCUUAGGAGAUGAGCCGUGCGGCAACGGAUAA
Molecule: messenger RNA, 984 nt
Organism: Gryllus bimaculatus (two-spotted cricket)
Lineage: Eukaryota; Metazoa; Arthropoda; Insecta; Orthoptera; Gryllidae
Source: the annotation of a GenBank genome assembly